AUGGCAAGCAAACUAGCUUCUCCUACACAGGCUGCUACUGUAAAUGUGUUGGUUAUGCCAACCUGGAUACAACAAGCUGCGGCAGGCACUGUUGCUGGGCUGUCACAAGUAUGCGUCGGCCAUCCGUUCGACACCAUCAAGGUCCGUCUUCAGACCCAAAAACAAAAUCCACCGCUAUAUGAUAAUGCCACAGACUGUCUGAAGAAAACGCUAAGAGCAGAAGGGGUUCGAGGGUUGUACAAGGGAAUCACUUCCCCCUUAAUGGGGAUUGGAUUUUGUAAUGCAAUAAUAUUCACCAUAAAUGGGCGUAUUCGAUCGCUGAUACGAGGACCAGACACAAGGCGACAGUUGACGUUAUCAGAAAUUGCUUCAUCUGGUGCGUUCACGGGAGCGUUCAUGGGAUUUGUCAACUGUCCGGUGGAGCUCGUCAAGAUCCAAUUGCAGUUGCAGAGAGAUAACGCCGUAAAACUCUAUAAUGGAGCUUUCGAUGCAACUGCUAAAAUCUAUGCAAAACACAAUCUGCGCGGAUUGUAUAGAGGCCUAACAAUAAACAUACUCAGAGAUAUGCCAAGUUUUGCUACCUAUUUCUUUGUAUACGAGGGGGCAAAGAGAGGGUUGGCGGCUCGAUACCACAACGGAAACACAAAACAACUGAAAUUGUCUGAGUUAUUAUUGGCUGGUGGAAUGGCAGGGAUCGCAUGCUGGAUACCCUGCUAUCCUCAAGAUGUCAUAAAGAGUCGAAUGCAGUCGGAGUUGACGAGCCGUUCCACAUUCAAUGCUGUGCAGACACUCAUAGCUGAACAGCGUGCAAGUGGCAAGCCAAUCGUACGCGCAUUCUUUAAAGGGUUCGGUCCGACGAUGGCACGCGCGUUCCCUGCAAACGCAGCCACAUUUUUCGCUUACGAAAUGGCAAUGUCUGCCAUGGGUGCUCAUGAUCCGGACGAGGAACCAAGAGGAGAAUUUAAUUAA
This is a messenger RNA of Paraglomus brasilianum, 969 nucleotides long. The record is from the annotation of a GenBank genome assembly. NCBI's taxonomy places the organism in Eukaryota, Fungi, Glomeromycota, Glomeromycetes, Paraglomerales, Paraglomeraceae.